GCCUGGUUCGUGCUUGCAUGGGUGGCCGUUACAGGGCUUGCGGGAUAACGAGGCCGCACCAUCCAUUGUUGUACUGUAUUCUAUGCCCUCCGAACUAUACUCCCCGCACUCACCAGCGUGGUGAAGUAUGGUCAAAUAAACCCCACGACUCGCGCUGCGUCAUGGGGGUGUGUUUAUCCAGCAGCGGAUUGACAAAAGGGCUGUACAUGUACGGACCCCGAAGAUCAUUACGUUAUAUUGUUUAUUCUAAUUAUGCGUGUUGAUGCAGAAGAGUCUCAUUGCGCAUGUACGUUGAACUUCUUUCGCACCGUACGUAGCCAGCCGUGCCAAUCGCAGGUGAUUGCUAUGCGUGUUCCCAAUUGACCAAUUUGCGGGCAAAGUUGUCAAAUGUGGCAACUCUGUGCCGGGGCAAACGACACGCGGUUGCUUUCUCUUGCGCACAACGCCACGGAGUCUUUAACCUUCGUUGCGAAGCAGACGGGGCGCAGUGUGAAUCCGGGCUGCCGCUGGAGUCGCGCCGUUCACCUCUGCAACAGCACGCGGCGCACGCUCGACCCUCGAGGCCAUGCCACGCGAGUGGGUGGCGGUGGGGAGUUGCAAAGGACAGGGCCGUUCACGCGACAAUGCUCUCUCAAAAUGUCCCAUCACACGUCGGUGCACAUUUUUAAAUGUGUGGUGAGGGCGGCGGAAUUGUUGAGGACCCAGCAUCUUGUUUGCGAUCAGGGUUAGCUGGGGUGCCGGGCCAGCCACGCGCGUGUGUGCCUUUGUGGAUUUCGCUGUGACGACGCCUUCUUCCGUUGCACGUCUCUGUGUGCCCACCUCGCCGUGAUCAGCCGUGGACAUCUCGUCCGACUGGUUCUACCGGUCUGCAUGGUCUCCGUACGUGCACGUUGCUCAUCGCGCAUAUCCAAAAUUCCGCUUCCCCAAUCGCACACGCGGAUUACGCAAACACAUAGAUUGCGGAUACACACACACGCGCAUAGAUUACACACAAACAUGCAGGGGCUUACCGACAGCGCCUGCCCUGCUUAUUCUCCGUUCUCAUCGUAGGGGGGGAGGGUAGGGAGCAGUUAAUCCACCCGAACGCCCGUUGCUUUGUACCGAGUUUAUUCGCCAUAGAGUUUUUGGGUUCAACAGCUGCGUUGCGGCGUGAGUCUCCCGAGAAACGUGGAUCAAAGCGCGCGGAGAGUGGGUGGGGAGCCUCGCUGAGGUUUCCUGAACAGGGCUGUAGCCAGGGCGAGGCGGAGAGGCCCCACAGGGAUCGGCACUCGAGGCGGCUGCUGGCUGCUGCUGUAGAAGGGAUGUGGCUGUUUGUUGUAAUGCGGCAAGUCGGGUGGCCAAACGGCUCUGGGGCGUGUUGACUAAGGGGACCGCUCUCGUGCCGAACGCUGCUGCUCCAGACGUGCGUGAGUGCACGCCGCGCGUGUGUGUGUGGGAGAGAGAGAGAGGGACCUUCGCUCUGUUGAAAAACCCAGCAGGUACAAGGCCUGGUGAGUGAGACCCGGCACCACCACCGACCUGCGGACCAUGGACCACAUCUAUGAUCUUACCCCUGGUGACACCAUCUAUGACGUCCCACCUCCCGGUGACCUCAUCUAUGACCUCCCUCCCAAAGACGACCACGAUUAUGAGGCCAUCAAAAGCUGGACUCAAGGAGAACAAGAGACUGUACUUCCCGUGUCCCCGAGCGGCGCCGCAGUGAAGCGGGAGCUCGCCGUGCAGGAGAUCGUCCACACGGAGACGAUGUUCCUGCACCACCUGCGCCUGUGUGUGGACUUGAUGCUGGCGCCGCUGCGCGAGACGCAGGUGGAGGGCCCCGACGUGAGCCUGGUGUUCGGCAACAUGGAGGAGAUCAUCGGCGUGUCGCAGGCCCUGCUCCAGGCCCUGCACGACUGCACACGGGGCGGCUCCGAGUCGCACAGCACCCUGGGCGAGGUGUUUGAGAAGUUCUCCCCGGACAUCGAGGCGGCCUACAGGCCCUACUGCCAGUACUAUGAGGAGGCCGCCGCCUGUCUCAAGUGUUGCCGCGGCAACCCGGCCACCAGCGCCCGCAUCGAAGCCUGCGAGGCCCAACUCGUGGAACAGCUGGGCAUGAACGUGGACCUGAGCUUCAUGCUCAUCAAGCCGGUGCAACGCGUGAUGCGCUACUCACUGCUGCUGCAGGCAGUGCUGAAUCGCACGCCCGAGGGGCACCCGGAGCACGCCGCGCUGAAGCGCGCCGUGCGGGCGCUGCUCGAUGUCAACUCGAGCAUCAACGAGCAGAAGCGGCGCACCGACCAGGUGCUCAAGUACCGCCGACAGGAGGCGAUGCCGCUGGUGGAUCGGCUGUCGCGGCUGAACCUGCACACGCUGCAGAAGAAAGGGGCGCGCCUGAGCCAGCAGUUCCGAACGGCCACGGGGCUCUCCGCACUGCCCGCGGAUGAAGAAUUUGAGAAGGCGCACGACUCGUUCCUCGCCCUGCAUCGCCUCGUCGGAGCCCUGCUGCACGGGCUGGAGGGGUACCUGCUGCAUCUGCAGGGCCCCCAGGACGCGUGGCUGGCGGCCGCGCCCGGCCUGCGGGUGCUGUGGCCCGAGCGGAACGACGACAUCGCCGAGCCGCUCCGCGCGGCACUCCACGCCAUCGCCGAGAGGCACACGCAGCAGCUGCGUUCGCGCCUGGAGAGCCGGGUGGUGCCGCUGCUGAGCGGCGUCCACCACGCCUUCGCCAUGCCCCAGCUGCUGGUCCAGAAGCGCUUCGACAAGCUGCUCGACUACGGCCACUGGAUGGAGCACGCCGGCUCGCUGGAUGAUGCGCAGCAGCCCUUGGAGCUGUCGCGGCGCGAGUACGAGACCCUGAACGUGCAGCUGCUGGAGGAGCUGCCGACGUUCUGCCGCUGCGUGGCCGCGCUCGCACUCGGCGCCAUCCAGGGGCUCGUCCGAGCCCACCGAGCGUUCCUCGGGGCCGCCGCCGCAGAGAUGGAACCGCUCCGAGAGAUGAUGAACAUCGAGGCCGGGGACCCGAACAUCCUCCCGUACUUCCUCAGCGCCAGCGCCAGGCACGAGGACAUCCUCUCGCACCUGCAGUUUUCUGCAGACCCCAUGAUCCUCCUGCCGGGCUCCACCCUCGCCUCCCCUGCUAGGCCCGCGUCGCCGGGGCCCGUCCUGCCCCCGAAGCUGGCGCAGUACCCGGCGGAGCAGCUGCACCGGGUGACGGCCAACACGACGCCGUUCAAGCAGACUGACCUGCGGCUGUGCCGCGGCGCGGUGGUGGCCGUCGUCACGCGCCACGACACGCAGGGGAACUCUCAUCGCUGGCUCGUCGACAGCGGGGUGUCACGUGGUUUCGUGAAGUCCUCGCUGCUCGUGCCGUACAAGGCGGCGGGAUUCUCCUCCUCUUCCUCCUCCUCCUCCUUAUCAUCCUCAUUCUCCUCCAUGGCGAUCAACCUCCGCGUGCCGUCCAUCUUCGUAUCCGGCGACUCGCCACCUGGUGACGGCACCUCCAAGCGAGCGCCCGGAGCGACGCCCUCGGGCGGCAGCGCCUCCCGGCCAGCGCAUCGGCCGAGCCGCGCCCUCGACGCCAAGCGGGGCAGCCUCGGCCUGGUGGCGGCACCGGCGGUGACCUCGCCGAAGCCAGAGGAGCCUCAAACCGGCAGGCCCGGCAUCGCCGAUUCGCGCAACGAACUGCUGCUGCCGGGGGGCGACCGGCCGCGAUCGGCGUCGGUCUGCAUCGAGCGUGGCUAUGGGUGGGCGGUGCCCGGGGAUGGUGGCGGUGACGGCGGUGGCGGUUGGGGCGGUACUGGUGGUGGUACUGCCACCACGGACGGCGGGGCCGAACACUCGCCGGAAAGCCAGGCGAGUAGCGGGAAGCACGUGGGCCAGAGGAGACGCUGGACCAUGGGGUCGAGGGCCGAGAGCGAAGGGGGGCAGCAACCUCCCGGUGCGGUGCCGACCGCCUCUCCGCUGCCACUGGACAGACAGGAGUGGUGUGCGCUGUUCACGUUCUCGGCGCAGGGCGUGGGCCAGGCGAGCGUGCGCGCGGGACAGCGCGUGCGCGUGCUGCACACGAGCGACCUCGGGGGGAAUCCACAGUGGUGGCUCGUGGAGAGUGACAGCGGCCACCGGGGCUACGUGCCCGCCAGCUUCCUCGGCACCGUGCAGCGCUAGCAGCGCUCCGCUAGCCUCUCCCUAUCUACCAGCGCUCCGCUCUGCUAGCCUCUCCCUAUCUACCAGCGCUCCGCUCCGAUAGCCUCUCCCUCUCUACUAGCCCGCCUCUCCUCUCUGCGAGCCCCUCUCUCCGCUGGCGCUCCACUAGCCUCCCCCUCCGCAAGCACUCCGCUAGCCCCUCUAUCCUCUAUCUCUUAGCCCUCCGCUAGCACUCCGCUAGCCCCUCUAUCUGUUAGCACUCCGCUAGCACUCCGCUAGCCCCUCUCUCUGUUAGCACUCCACUAGCCCCUCUCUCUGCGAAUGCUCUGCUCCACUAGCCCCUCUCUCUGCUAGCGGUCUGCUCCACUAGCCCCUCUCUCUGCUAGCGGUCUGCUCCACUAGCCCCUCUCUCUGCUAGCGCUCUGCUCCACUAGCCCCUCUCUCUGCUAGCGGUCUGCUCCGCUAGCCCCCUCUCUCUGCUAGCGCUCUGCUCCACUAGCCCCUCUCUCUGCUAGCGGUCUGCUCCACUAGCCCCCUCUCUCUGCUAGCGCUCUGCUCCACUAGCGCCGCUCUUCUCUCUGCGAGCUCGACUCGUGGGCACGUCUGCGCUGUGUGUCUCGCCAGGGGUGGGAGCCGAGCCGAGAGGUCGUCCCCACAGCCCCCGUGGGGGCGAUGGAGGGAUCAUUGCAGGGCCAUCCGAGACGGUAGCGGCUUGGGGGGAGGCCUUCAUCCAAAAGUGGACUGAACAUGGCUGAUGAUGAUUUCAGACACUUUAACGAUGUCGAUUGUCAUUCAUAUAAUCAGAGCAUAGAUGUAUAAGUUCAUUCAUAGUAUGUCACCCAAUUAGGGCUGUAAUUUACACGUAAAUAAUUUGUGUCAAACGACUGACCUAUCCCAUGAACAUUUACAGAUUUUAUAAAUUGCGUUCAACAGAUAAUUGUGUUCAACAUGACACUGAAGGUGUGUGUGUGUAUAUAGGUGCUCGCAAAAAGCACUUGCCCCAACAGUCUCUUCAGCCUAUACAGGGAAUAUUUUUGUAUAUGUAUAUAUAAUAGUGGGGAGCGGUAGUGUAGCGGUUGGCAUGCUGUACUACAAGCCUGGCGACCCGACUUCGAUUCCUGCUCACGGCCAACACCACUCACAGUUAUCUGAUGCAGUGCUGAGCCUCCCCUGGGUCGACUCGGCCUCACAUGAGUGUUCGGUGCGAUGUGAAAAUAUAGCCACGAGGGAGACAAAGGCGGCCGGGCGUGGUGCUGGCCCCCCACCCCCUCGUGUGCCAUGCUGGCCUUCAUAGGUGCUCGCUAACAGCACUUGCCCCAACAGUCUGUUGAGGCCAUACAGGGGGAUCUUUGUCUUUGUGUAUAUAUGUAAAAUGGGAUAAUGGUAGAAUCGUGACUGUGUGAGGCUGCCUCAUCUUUGGAACAAUGUUCGUGGUUGUGCUUUCCACGCACCAGCCGGGCAGCAGCAGUCUGGCCGGUGGCGGGGGUCAGAGGGCGCGUGGCUCGUGGUGGUGGACGCUGCGAUUCCAUCAUCCCUCUCGAGUCAAUAAAAUCUGUAACACUUUGUGGGGAAGUCGAGACGGCGCUUGUCCCAAGGAUAAAAUUCGUCGUCGUCCCCCCCCCCCGUCCCCCCGUAUAAAUGUGGAAUUAAUACCACUGGCUGAGGCCUGAAAAUUGGUGAGCGAUCAAUCCCAAGAUUUGUAACGCGCCUUAUUGGGCAAAAAGCAGAGACGGAAGCGCUUAUGGCACUGAGAAAAAUUAACUGAACUCAACUCACCAGAAGAAAAAAUAAAUGUUUCUCGUCCGGACUGAAGAGCGGGUAACGGAUACCGUUCCAGACACCGAGGCUGCAGGUGUAAAACUCCAUUCUUUUGCUGAGUGCAUCGUUUACUCCGUACAGCAAGCAUAGAGUUGCAAUCGUCAAGGCGAGAGUGGGACCGAGAACGGGUCCCUGUGGGAUGCCGAAUGGAGACAGGACAACGGUGGAGAUGGGACAACGGUCCAUCUUUGGUGAAGAUAAAACGGCCGAAUGAGUGCAGGACACGGUGAUCGAUGAGGACACAAGUGGCCAGAAUGUUCAGUCCUACCGGUGCUUCCACCCACCCACAAUGGACAGCCGCCAGGAGAUCGUGGAAAAUAGCACACGGCCGUGGUCUCGGUGGAGCGGAGGGAUCGGUAAGCGGACUGAAGUUCAUCGAGCGAGCUACGUGGUGAGGCCUUAGCCGUGCCAGUUCCGAGCCGCUCAGCUCCUCUCGAGUUCGUAGAAAGAUUGGAGAGUGGCCCGAUAAUUUGCAUCUUCGCACCUGACAAGAUUGUCUUCAGGAGUGGAGAGAUUUGGCACUUGCCCAAAUGGACAGCAAAGUGCAGGAGCUGAGAGACGGGUUAGACAGGCGUGAGACCAUCACGGGCCGUGGCUCUCUGCAGGCUUUCAGGAGCAUGAUCGGGGAAAAUAGCAAGCGGGAGAAGCCUUCGUUGGCAGUUCUUCCAUGAUCUUCACUCCGUGUUGUAUUCCCUAUGCAAGUGGCUCAUAUGUCUACGUGCAGCGAUGAUGUAACCGUGCAUGUUAUAAAUGUGAAUGUGGCAGUAAUUUUUUUAAUGAGGCAUUUAAUUCUGGGCGCAUUCAUAGACUUAAUUUCAUUUGAGCCAGGUUAUAAAUAGCAUUCAAAGAUAAUAAUGGUGAUGAUAAGUCUAUCAUUCAGGUCAUAUAACGUAUAUUCACAUGCUGUACACAGUACUUUGCUUGUUGAUGUGAAGUAUAAACUCAUCGGAUAUUCAACGCGAGUCUGUAUAAGCUUCCACAAACACCUCGUCGGUCGCCUGCUGUGCGUGCCGCGUUCGGCGCCCGAGUGUGCACAAAAAUUUUUAAUGUCCGUGUAUCGUCCACAGUUAUUUAAUAAAUUGAUUUCCAAAAAAUGCGAACGGCGUCAAAUAUAUCCGCAGUGCCAAGGACACCACGGCCGUGCGUCCGUCACGCAAUCCCCGCCCCCCCCCCGUACCCCACCAAGGGACCCGGCAGCGCGGUGGAAGCAGCAUCGCUUGCAGCCGCGGAGAGGCUGAUGAUCUUUAUUUAAAGUGGAUCCCCGCUGCCAAAAUUCUAUUGAAGGCGCUCGACGGG
Messenger RNA from Petromyzon marinus (sea lamprey), 7236 nucleotides. Lineage: Eukaryota; Metazoa; Chordata; Hyperoartia; Petromyzontiformes; Petromyzontidae. The record is from RefSeq and is a predicted model, not a curated record.